This is a messenger RNA of Lycium ferocissimum, 2654 nucleotides long. Its product is annotated as disease resistance protein Roq1-like. The transcript has 2 exons. NCBI's taxonomy places the organism in Eukaryota, Viridiplantae, Streptophyta, Magnoliopsida, Solanales, Solanaceae. The record is from RefSeq and is a predicted model, not a curated record. The coding region runs from base 844 to 2394 and encodes 516 amino acids.
AGUCUCAUCUUUAAAUUACACCCUUUCACCACUAGUUCUGCCGCGAACCACCUGUUAAACAACCAUCACCAGUUUUUCUAUUUUCCUUCGUAGCUCCGCAAUCUGUUUGGGGUUUCUAUUGGUUGGUUUGAGAAAAAAUAACAAAUACCUAAAUUAACAAUAUGCUUAUUGAAGAACACCCAGAUGGAAAAAAUCAAGAAGAUUUACAGGGGAGGCAGUAUUAGAACUGAGGGUGGUGUUCUUCCUCCUCUAUAUUGCCCUCCACUUUUACAUUCCCACUGUUCUUUUUUUUUUUUUAAUCCAAUUUUUUUUUUCUUCAAUUUUCUUUACACAGAUAAUAAAAGAUUGAUUCAAGCCUUUAAAGUUUUGAUUUUUGAUAAUUGAAUAUUAAAAUAGCAUUGAAAACAUCAUUUAAUAUGCUAGACCUUUGAUAGUUUAUUGGAAAAUAAAUAAUAAGAAGAAAAUGAAAUAGAUUUUUAAAAAAAAUUAAAAAAAGUACGAAAUUACACGUGGCAGUGCGUGUAUUCCAAUUCUUACCAAGAAUUUGGUUCUCCUUGCCAUGUCAACAUUAAGGUGGUAUAUAUUAUGUUUUAAAAAAGUUUAGGGAAGAUAAUAGGACCUCUGUAAAAAUAGGACUCUGUAAAAGUAAAGCGUGUCUCUGAAACUUCGAGUUACUUAUGCCUUAUCCCAAUUUAAUGUUAUAAUUGUGUUCAUAUAUUUCAUUUCUUGUUCAAAACAGCAUUUGAACAGGUUGACCCUUCUUGAUUUGAUUGGCUCCCGUGAAUUAAUUCAAAUUCCAGACCUAUCGGGGUCUCCAAAUUUGGAGAGGCUAAUCCUACAUGAAUGUAUUCACGGCUUGAAGAGGUCCACCCAUCUGUUGGAGCCCUCAAAAAGCUUAUUAUAUUAGAUGUGAGAGAUUGCGAAAAACUUGAAAGGCUUCCCACUAUGUUACAGUCGGGGGUUGAAGUUCUAAAUUUUUCUGGUUGUCGGAGUUUGAGAAAAUUUCCAGAAAUUCAGCAGAAUGUGAAUCGCUUAACAGAAUCAACAUCAGCAUUUGAACAUGGGAAUAUCCGGGGCUCUCUAGAUUUGAGGGGCUGCAGUAACAUUGAAACACUCCCUAGAAGCAUUUGCAGGUUGAAAACAUUGAGGUUUCUUUACCUCAAUCACUGUACUAAAUUAAAGAACUUGCCAGAAGACGUUUGCGAUCUGGAACACUUGGAGGGGGUUGAUGCAAGUGAAACUUCGAUCUGGUGCAUCCCAAAUUCCAUCACACGCUUGGAGAAACUAAAGUUCUUAUCUUUCCGAAAAGUGCCUAAGUUUUUUCAUGAGAGCGAGUUAUGCAGUUGGGGCUGUUUUGCCCAACUUGAUUUGAACUUUCAGUUUCCCAGUAAUUUACCAUCUGGCACACUUACAAGUCUGGAUCUUAGUGCUUGCAACUUAGUUGAUGGCAGUAUUCUUGAAUAUCUUGGAUGGUUUGCCGCACUAUUGACCUUAAACCUUAGCAGAAAUAGCUUCACCUAUUUACCUAAAAGCAUUUCACUACUUUACAGCCUCCGAUUCCUUGACAUAACCUAUUGUGAAAAGCUUAAAGAGCUGCCAGAGCUUCCUCCACGUAUAAUGGAACUGUUUGCAGAUGAUCGCUUUGCUUUGCAGAGCAUUCCAACACUACCAGCCAUGUACAAAGAGCUGUACUUGGUCUCCUUUGCUAACCUAAAGUUGCAAGAGAUGUGGUGUAAUUCACGCAGAGAAAGUUCUGGUGCGCAGAUGAGAAACUGUCCAAGGGAGAAUAUGACUGAAAUGCUAGAAGACAUUCUCCUUCCAUUUUUGUCAAUGGUACAGCAAAAGUUGGUUUUCGAUGACCCGCACAGAGGAGGGAUAUUUUGUAUUGCCUUCCCUCGAAGUGAUCCACGUGAUGAGGUUCCUUCGUGGUUCAUGUAUUCUGCGAAAUGUGCAAAGGCGAUGUGCUUCAAUCUUAACAAACACUGGUACAGUGAUACGUUUCUGGGAAUUGCUAUUUAUUGUCAGCUUCCAUUCUUAAAUGAUGAAUCGCCAAAAGACUCGAGUUUAUCAUUCAGUAUGUUUCGUAGUGUACAGGUCACUAUAAAAUUGGUGCCAGAUCGUGCUUCUAUUGAUCAACAACCUCUUGAAAAAAUAAUUCGUCUGUCAGUGUCGAGAGUAGUUGCAUGUGGCAGUUUUGACUGCUUUAUUUUCUUUCAAGUGGAUAUGAGUAAGGUGCAUCGCAAAGGAAAAGGUAAAGAUACUAUGGUAAAUGAUCCAAAUGACUACUGUAGAUUUGAGGUAUCUAUAGGUCCCUGUAUUCCAUUACAUUUGGGAGUUCAUUUGGUAUAUGCUGAUGAUAGUGAAGGAGAUGAGGUUGAAAUCUUGUCGGUCUAGCAGAGUCAAGAGCUUGUGUGAAGAGGAACAGUAUUGUGUGUUCUGAGGCUGCGAAGAUUGUCCGUCCCAGGGGAAAUAAGUCAUUUUUAUGAGACACUUAUCUUUUUAUGCUUGAAAGAGCUGUUUCUGUUCCCUCAUAAGUCAUUUCCACUGCAGUGUUGAACAACUGUUAAUUUAAAUGUUUUCGAUGUUGAGCACACUAGAGAAUUUCAUUAGAACAAAAGAUACAUUUCAUAUGAUACUUAGGCAAAGUUAAAUAA